CGGUACCGCGAGCUACACUUACUCUCUCGUGCGUCUUUUCCGCGCUGUGCUGCGGGCUGCCCCAGUCGAGCAAUUAUCUUUCGAAGGAUACGGGGUGACCAUCCUUGAAAGAUGAGUUGCAAUUGUCCGUUGACCACGUCCGCAGGACCCACUUUGGCCUCGACAUGCGGUGGCUCGUCCUUCAUGCUCUUCAUGGGGCUGCUCGAAGUCUUCUUGCGUAGUCAAUGCGAUCUCGAGGACCCAUGUAACAGACCUGCGCCACCGAGCAAUGUCAAUACGAGGUACGAUUUCGUAGUGAUCGGAGGUGGUAGCGCUGGAGCAACCGUCGCGGCCAGAUUGUCGGAAGAGACGAGAUUUUCCGUAUUGCUGUUGGAAGCUGGCUUGGACGAGCCAACGGGCACCCAAAUACCUUCCUUCUUCUUCAAUUUCAUCGGCAGCGACAUCGACUGGCAGUACACCACAGAGAGCGAGGACGAAGCUUGCUUGAACAAGGAACACAAAAAAUGUUAUUGGCCUAGAGGAAAAGUCCUCGGCGGUACGAGCGUUAUGAACGGGAUGAUGUAUAUGAGAGGCUCGCGCAAGGAUUACGACGACUGGGCCAAGCUCGGCAACGUCGGAUGGUCCUAUCGCGACGUCCUACCGUUUUUUAUACGAAGCGAGGAUAAUCAGCAAGUGAACAGCAUGGAUUACGGUUAUCACGGGGUUGGCGGACCACUCACGGUCAUGCAGUUUCCUUACCACCCGCCAUUAAGUACCUCUCUCUUGGAAGCUGGAAAAGAAUUAGGAUACGAUACGGUUGAUCUGAAUGGACGAACCCACACCGGGUUCGCCAUAGCGCAGACCACAUCCAGGAAUGGCUCACGUCUUUCCACAGCGCGCGCCUUCCUGCGUCCUGCUCGGAAUCGCCCAAAUCUUCACAUAAUGCUAAAUUCGACGGCGACGAAGAUCCUCUUCGAUGAGAAUAACAGGGCAGUCGGUGUCGAGUUCCUUCAUGACGGAAUGAUGAAACACGUGUCGGUAGCGAAGGAGGUGAUCGUGAGCGGAGGUGCCGUUAACUCACCGCAAAUCCUCUUAAAUAGCGGUAUAGGACCUCGAGAUGAACUCAAUACAGUGGGAGUGCCGGUUGUUCGCGAUCUCCCGGGUGUCGGCAAGAAUCUUCACAAUCACGUUGCCUACGCGUUGACCUUCACCAUCAACGAUACCGAUACUACUCCUCUCAAUUGGGCGACCGCUAUGGAAUAUUUGCUCUUCAGAGAUGGCCUAAUGUCUGGAACAGGAAUAUCCGAAGUGACAGCAAUGAUAAACACUAAGUACGCGAAUCCGAAAGAAGAUCAUCCCGACGUGCAGCUAAUCUUCGGCGGUUACCUGGCCGAUUGCGCGGAGACUGGAAUGGUGGGCGAAAAGAAGGGUGCAAACCGCAGCAUCUACGUCAUCCCGACUAUCCUGCAUCCGAAAAGUCGCGGUUAUCUACGUUUACGAAACAACGACCCUCUCUCGAAGCCGCUGAUCUACCCCAAAUACUUGACUCAUCCCGACGAUUCGGCAGCUCUCGUGGAAGCCGUUAAGUUCAGUAUCCGAUUAACAGAGACCCAGGCUCUCAAAAGAUAUGGUUUCGAACUGGACCGAACUCCCGUGAAGAAUUGCGAGCAUCUCAAGUUCGGCUGCGACGCUUACUGGGAAUGUGCAAUUCGUCAUGACACUGCACCCGAGAACCAUCAGGCGGGAUCCUGCAAAAUGGGACCGCCAGAUGAUCCAAUGGCCGUGGUUGACAAUCAAUUGCGAGUCAGAGGAGUGCGAGGUGUAAGAGUGGCCGACACAAGUAUUAUGCCGAGGGUCACAUCCGGCAAUACGAAUGCGCCAGCGAUUAUGAUCGGUGAAAGAGCGGCAGAUUUCAUUAAGAAAACCUGGAUCGGUUGAUUCCACGUUGUUUAAUCAAACGAUUCAAUUGCACUGUCAUAUUAUUAUUUCGUUAAAGACAUUGUGUAUCUCACACAUAUAAAUAAGUGAAAGAGAAGAAUUUAGA
Messenger RNA from Acromyrmex echinatior (Panamanian leafcutter ant), 2023 nucleotides. Its product is annotated as glucose dehydrogenase [FAD, quinone]. Lineage: Eukaryota; Metazoa; Arthropoda; Insecta; Hymenoptera; Formicidae. Gene Ontology annotation, molecular function: oxidoreductase activity, acting on CH-OH group of donors; flavin adenine dinucleotide binding. The record is from RefSeq and is a predicted model, not a curated record.